ACGGGCGGGCGGGGCCUCCUCGGCAGAGACUCCGGGACAGGCAGGCGUCUGGCGGGAGGGCGGCAGCUGAGGUCAGACAUGGAGACGGGGCCCCGGCCGCCCGGCCGCCCCGCCCUCUGGGCCCCCGUGGUCCUGGCCCUCGGCCUGGGCCUGGCCGGCACCCAGAGGACCCUGGAGGAGGUGCCCGUGCAGCCCGGCUUUGACGCCCAGAAGGUGGCCGGGCGCUGGCUGACCCUCCGGCUGGCCUCCAGCCGGGCACGCCUGGUCUCCCACGACCCCCUGCGGCUGGCACUCCACUCCAUCGCGACGCGGGGCCCGGACCUGGAGUUCCUCUUGUUCUGGACCGGGCAGCGGCUGUGCAGAGGCGUCCGCGUCACCGUCCACCCGACGGGGCUCCCGGGCCAGUACCAGGGCGCCGGUGAGGGAGGAGCCCGCGUGCGCGUCCGCUUCGUCCGCUCCGACCUCCGCAGCCCGCUCUGCGUCCGCGUGGAGGAGGGCGGCCCGGGGGGCGCGGGCGAGGUCACCAGCCUGUGGGCGCUGCUGGCCAGACGCCUGCCCGGGGACCCCCAGUUGCUGCGCAGGUUCCUGGGGUACGUGAGGCAGUUCCAGCUGCAGGAGGCCCCCGUCUUCAACCUGGAGGCCCCGUGUCCUCCGCCUGCAGCCCAGGUCCGGCCCUCCCGUCAGUCUUCCGGCACCUUCUCCCGUUCCCAGGGUCCUGUGCACCCUGUGCUGCCUGAGGCUCUUGUCUGCGCCCGCCCCACCCUCUCCGUCCCCGAAUGGGGUCUCCUUGGCUUUGGGUCACCAGGUCCUGCAGCCAGUGGCUGAGGCGCCCACCGCCCCUGGCAUCCUGGCCUGGCGGGAGGUCACUCCAGGUGGCGAGGGGGCCGGGGCCUGGGCGUAGCGUUACCGUGCAGCGGACAGAGCCAUGGGCCUUCGCCGAGAA
This is a messenger RNA of Pipistrellus kuhlii (Kuhl's pipistrelle), 943 nucleotides long. RefSeq lists its product as uncharacterized. Gene Ontology annotation, molecular function: small molecule binding. The record is from RefSeq and is a predicted model, not a curated record. NCBI's taxonomy places the organism in Eukaryota, Metazoa, Chordata, Mammalia, Chiroptera, Vespertilionidae.